GGAAAAGCGACCAUUUUACACCAAAUGAAACCGUUAGGAUAAAAUAAAACUACAAAAUGAAGGAGAAGACAUUAGAUAAGGAUACCAUUGUAGCCUAUCACAGCUUCGUUCAACAGAGAAUAAGGAGUGAUUUAAAUGGGUUGGGGAUAGGACACGCGUGGCUUCCUUGUCGAUUGGCAAUUCUGUUUGCCAUUUUAUCAGCUGCCAGUUUGAUCACAGGUCUUUUAAUCAUCGUGUUAAGACAUCGUCAUGUUUACCUCAUAGAUUGGUGGGCACAAUUUACUGGUCCUGCAUUUAUCAUAGCAUUCCUUAUCCUGGCCUCCAUUGCUACAUACCUUUUGGUCAUCGCUAAACGUAGAUCCAACUUGUAUCGUAGAGAAUUAUUUUUCCGCCCAAUUGGGGAUUUUGGUGUAGCUGUGGUUCAUAAGAGUAAUCUACAAUUUGAACAAGAGCAAAAACCAGAAUUAAAAUCUGGAACUACCCCCCAUCGUGGAGUUAUGCCAAAUUCGGCUGCGUAUUCAGAAAGGAGGCAGCGUGAAGGUCAUGAGAACAGAGCUUACAGGGAAGACAGAGAUAGACGUAGAGAUGAUAGAGAUAGGAGAGAAAGGCGUCCUGAUGGUGAGCGAAGACACAGAGAUGACCGUGAAAGAAGACCCGAUGAAAGGGAAAGAAGACCAAGAGAUGACCGUGAUAGACGUCCUGAUGACAGAGAAAGACGACCAAGAGAUGAUAGAGAAAGGAGGCCAAGAGAUGGAAGACGUGAACGUGAUCCAAAAGAAGAAGAACGGCGUAGAGAUGCGAGAAAAGAGCUCGAGGCAAUGGGUGAAAUGGAUCCGAGGGAGAGGGAGUAUCGAGAAAGAAAAGAUAGAGAAAAAAGGGAAAGGGAGCGUUCUGAAGGUAGACAUUCAAAGCCUGAAGGUCCUCAAGGACAAUCAAGUCCAAGAACUGAUGCUCCAAGUCAAGAAGGACGCAGAGCAGGUAGAGGUGCUCCUAAAUUACCAGCAGAUGCCAGUGGAUUUGUUCCUCCGGACAGAAUUGUGUUAGAUGCUGAUUUUGGACAGUCUGCAGGAUACAUGGAAACAUCCUCCCGUGCAUCAGAAUCUGAUUUGUAAUUAUCUUGUGCCAUUUUCAUUGAACAUUCUUUUAUCAUAUUAUCAUGCUUAGCCACCCAUCCUAAACCCAAGUGCAAAUGUCAAGCUUUAGUUUUACCAAUAGCAAGCUAAUGGAACUUAGUGAAGAGAUUAUUUGAAAUCAUUUUCCAAAUCUGUCAUUCAAGAUUCAGUUAAUAGAAAAUAGAGACAAGGGGAUCACCAUGGUUUGAAACUUUGUCCAUCUUGUUUACAAUCUGGUGAUAACAGAUAAAAAUCAGCUUAUUCUUCUUGCAAAACUUGUGCAAUGUAAUAUUUCAUAAAUUACAUAUAUUACAUUCCAUGGAAAUAAGAAAUUCCUGUGUAGUGUAAGAGGGAUUGUAAAGAUUUUCUAAUUUUUGUGUGCUUCCAAUUGCACCGUUCCAAUAUUCUGCUUGACUAUGUGUGUUCUUUGAUUUUAGCCAAAACUUGACUUCGCUAUUGCAAAAACUCUAUUAUGCUUUCUAUUAAUUUUAUGACAGUUCUUUGACUCUCGCCUAUUUACAAAUUUAUUUAUUGUCGGACAAUUGAUAGACAGGAAUAGUGCCAUUGGAAGCAAGAAGUGUAUUGGAUACACAUACAACAAAUCCUCCAAAAAUCCCUUAAACUAUAAUUAUUAUUCCAUUUUUAUAUGCCUUAUACGCAAUCCAUUCUUUUUUAUCAGUUAUCUUGAAAAGUGUUUUGUACAGGUCAGUUUCACAAUGAGUAGGUAUGAUCCUUUGUAAUGGUAUAAAAUAUAUACACCAAUGACCAAACCAAACAAUAUUUGGUAAUUUUAGUAAAAUCUGUAAAUAAGCCUUCACAUUUUUUUUUUAUAAUUUUACAAUUCAUAUCUUUUAUAUUUUUACUAAUUUUUAAAUGUAUAUUUCCAAUAAUAAAUUUUUAUAUACAAUUCUUGAU
Messenger RNA from Lottia gigantea (owl limpet), 2027 nucleotides. RefSeq lists its product as hypothetical. The transcript has 6 exons. The record is from RefSeq and is a predicted model, not a curated record. The coding region runs from base 57 to 1112 and encodes 351 amino acids. Lineage: Eukaryota; Metazoa; Mollusca; Gastropoda; Lottiidae.